Molecule: messenger RNA, 602 nt
Organism: Ixodes scapularis (black-legged tick)
Lineage: Eukaryota; Metazoa; Arthropoda; Arachnida; Ixodida; Ixodidae
Exons: 3
Coding region: 96-602 (168 amino acids)
Source: RefSeq, a predicted model, not a curated record
UUUAAUAAUAACUUGCCAGGCAUGCAUGAUAAAUUAAAUCUGUACCUCUUCAAUCAGCCUUCAUGUCCAAUUAAGAUGCUUUACUUCCAGCAUCCAUGUCCGACGACGACAGCCUGCCGCCUGAAGUGGAUUUUGGAGUUAUGAGGCAAGGGGCCAUAUACGUCCCAGAUCCUUAUGCCUACGACCCUCCCUUGCCAGCAAGGGAACAACGAGAAAGGAACGAGAGCGAGGAGUCACAAGUCCAAUGCACCUGUGAAAACUGUCCCCUACAAGAAGGGCAAUGCUGCCGCGAUGUUCCACGUGUCGCACGGAACUGCUUAGGUCGCUGCAUCACUGGAGACGAGCUGUUUGGGCUCGUCUGCUUGGACGAGAGGCUACUCGAUAUAGCCUACGAGAAGCUGAAAAUCUAUGAGCCGGCAUACUUGGAGCCAGCGGCUAGGGAUCGGAACAAAAAAUAUAGGUUCACGGCCUACAAGGAGUUUGUAUGGUGCAUUUGGGGCAGGCUGGGCCGUCGCCGACGUGUCAGGCUCCCAUGCUGUGUGGUCGGAAGGAUCAGGGAACAGUUUCCGUCGGCCACAUACACAGGGUUCCAAUACUGCUAA